Molecule: messenger RNA, 1834 nt
Organism: Hyaena hyaena (striped hyena)
Lineage: Eukaryota; Metazoa; Chordata; Mammalia; Carnivora; Hyaenidae
Gene: MFSD2B
Product: major facilitator superfamily domain containing 2B
Exons: 14
Coding region: 1-1812 (603 amino acids)
Biological process (GO): carbohydrate transport
Cellular component (GO): membrane
Molecular function (GO): sphingolipid intramembrane carrier activity; symporter activity
Source: RefSeq, a predicted model, not a curated record
AUGGCCUCGUCCCCCGGAGCGCCCGGGACCCGGGCCGUCCAGGCGCCCCCGCCGCCGCCGGCAGCGCGCACCUCGGAGCGCGGCUCGGUGAGCGCAGGGCGAGGGCGAGCGGGGAGCUGGGGCUGCGCGCGGGAGGCGGAGGGAAGGGCGCCGGCGCUCCAGGUUUCCGACCCCCCCGGGCUUGGACAGUUGAGAACCGAGAGGCCGGGUACUCGGACGCCCCGGACAAGUGAAGUAACCUGCUGGAUUCAUCUCAGCUGGUUCAUUCGUCAGGCUGGCGGGGCCAGGGCCGGUCUCUGGGCUCCCGACUCCCGGUCUAGGGCCCUUGUCCUCCACACUCCAGGUCUUUCCAGGGCGCCCCUGCACCCUGGGCAGCUCCUGUGUCUCCCCCAGGUCAGCAGAGCUGGUCACCUCUCAUUCUGUACCAAGGUGUGCUAUGGCAUUGGUGGGAUCCCCAACCAGGUGGCCUCCAGCGCCACAGCCUUUUACCUGCAACUCUUCCUGCUCGAUGUAGCACAGAUCCCUGCUGCCCAGGUGUCACUUGUCUUGUUUGGAGGAAAGGUGUCUGGGGCAGCCGCCGACCCUGUGGCUGGGUUCUUCAUCAACAGAAGUAGGAGAACAGGGUCUGGACGACUCAUGCCCUGGGUGCUGGGCUGUACACCCUUCAUCACCGCGGCCUACUUCCUCCUGUGGUUCCUGCCCCCCUUCACCAGCCUGCGGGGCCUCUGGUAUACCACCUUCUACUCCCUGUUCCAGGCCCUGGCCACGUUCUUUCAGGUGCCCUACGCGGCGCUCACCAUGCUCCUGACCCCCUGCCCGAAGGAGCGGGACUUGGCCACUGCAUACAGGAUGACCAUGGAGAUGGCCGGGACGCUGAUGGGAGCCGCCGUCCAUGGGCUCAUCGUAUCGGGCGCCCACGGGCCGCACAGGUGCGAGGACGCCGCGCUCCCCGGACCGGUCGCCGUCUCCCCCGACGCAAUUCGUCUCUACUCCAUUGCAGCCGCUGUGGUUGCCGUGACUUACCCUGUGUGCAGUUGUUUGCUCUGCCUGGGGGUGAAGGAGCGACCAGACUCCACUGCCCCAGCCUCAGGCCCAGGCCUGAGCUUCCUGGCUGGGCUGGCGCUCACUGUCCGGCACCCGCCCUACCUGAAGCUCGUGAUCUCCUUCCUGUUCAUCUCAGCAGCCAUUCAGGUGGAGCAGAGCUACCUGGUCCUGUUCUGUACGCAUGCCUCCCGGCUACAUGACCAUGUCCAGGGUGUGGUGCUAACCAUCUUGGUCUCGGCUGUGCUGAGCACCCCGCUGUGGGAGUGGGCUCUCCAGCGAUUUGGGAAGAAGACAUCGGCCUUUGGGAUCUGUGUGAUGGUGCCUUUUGCAAUCUUGCUGGCGGCAGUGCCCACAGCGCCUGUGGCAUAUGUGGUGGCCUUUGUAUCUGGCAUGAGCAUUUCUGUGUCCUUGCUGCUACCCUGGUCCAUGCUUCCAGAUGUGGUGGAUGACUUCCAGCUGCAGCACCAGUAUGGCCCAGGCCUGGAGACCAUCUUCUACUCAUCCUAUGUCUUAUUCACCAAGCUUUCUGGUGCAGGUGCCCUGGGCAUCUCCACUCUCAGUCUGGAGUUUGCGGGCUAUGAGGCAGGGGCCUGCGAGCAGGCGGAGCAGGUGGUGGUGACCCUCAAGGUCCUCAUCGGUGCCGUGCCCACCUGCAUGAUCCUCACCGGUCUGUGCAUCCUCAUGGUCAGCCCCACUCCAAAGGUGCCCCGCCAGGACCCCUCCCGCCAGCUGAGCCUUCAGAGGCGGACCAGCUGCACCCUCGCCUGAAGUCUCACCUGGUGUGGGCUGC